AUGCCGCCGCACCUGCACCCCAGGUCGCGCAUGACAUCCUCCCUCUUCGCCACCACCGUCGCCGCCAGCUUCUUCGUCGUCGCCCUCCCGCACAUCCUGCCGUGUCCCGCGCCCCGCGUCACCUACGCCGACUCAGCGACCGGCCCCGACGGCACGCGGCGGCGGAGGCGGCGGAAGCCCGAAGAACAAGCCGCCGUCGUCCACGACGGCAUCGUCCAGUUCGAGAGCACCACCGAGGACUUUGACAGGGUCGCUGCCCAGACCGGGAGAACCAGCCCCGCCGAUGCCGCCGCUGCCGCUACCAGAGCGAGGAAGGAGAGAGAGUGUCCUGUACCUAAGCCGGGUGGUGUGAUUGGCGAGCUGAUGGGCUUCAAGAAGUCGGAGACGACGGAUGGCGUGAACAGCGAGCCGAGAGACAAGACAUAA
Messenger RNA from Hypoxylon fragiforme, 426 nucleotides. RefSeq lists its product as uncharacterized. Bases 1 to 426 code for a protein of 141 amino acids. Gene Ontology annotation, cellular component: mitochondrial matrix. The record is from RefSeq and is a predicted model, not a curated record. The transcript has a single exon. Lineage: Eukaryota; Fungi; Ascomycota; Sordariomycetes; Xylariales; Hypoxylaceae. Gene Ontology annotation, biological process: mitochondrial respiratory chain complex IV assembly.